GGAGGAGGACGGUGCACUUUGUCCGCAGUAGCAUCCUUCCCUGUCAGCGCCCGAGCCCGGGUCCCGGCGCUGCCCGAAUCUCAGGUGCGGCUGUUUGCAGCGCUGUCACGUCGCCCCCAGGCUGGCCAAGCAACCGGACUGCGCUACCAGAUAGAAAAUGGUCUGCUUAGAACCACAGUGACAGUACAAUCUAAAGCCCUGAAGAGUGCCAUAUCAUUCCAUACGGAUUCUCUUUUACAUUGCACAGAUAUUCUUUUGGUGUUUUGUGAAUUUACUCUUCAGCGAUUGCAUACUGCAGUGGUACAAUUAUGGCGGCUUUCCAGCCUUUCAGGAGCAGUCACAUAAAGAACAAAGCAUCUGUCCGGAAAAGCUUCAGUGAAGAUGUGUUCCAGUCUGUAAAGUCUUUAUUACAAAGUGAGAAGGAGCUAUGCAGUGUAUCCGGAGGAGAGUGUUUAAACCAGGAUGAACACGCCCAUUUCACUGAGGUCACAUUUCUGGGCUUUAAUGAAGAAACAGAUGCUGCUCAUAUACAGGAUCUAGCGGCAGUUUCACUGGAACUUCCAGACCUUCUGAAUUCACUCCAUUUCUGCAGUCUAAGUGAAAAUGAAAUCAUUUGUAUGAAGGAUGUCAGUAAAUCGUCAGCUGUAAGCAGUAGUCCUCUAAAUCAGAGUCAUCAUCCUGGAAUGCUUUGUGUCAUGAGAGUGUCUCCUAAAUUACCAGGACUCAGAAUUGAUUUCAUCUUUAGUCUCCUGAGUAAAUAUGCUGCUGGCAUAAGACACACCCUGGACACACACUUGCAUCAGAAGCACCAUCUUGAGACCGCUGAUGAAGAUGAUGAUGAUGAUACGAACCAGUCUGUGUCUUCCAUAGAGGAUGACUUUGUCACUGCUUUUGAGCAGUUAGAGGAGGAGGAGAGUGCAAAGCUAUAUAAUGAUGAAAUAAAUUUUGCUACACUAAGGAGCCACUGUGAUGCUGCCUCUCAAACUACUUCUGGUCACCAUUUAGAAACCCAUGAUUUUAAAGUGCUGGUCAGUUAUGGACCACAGAGGUCAUUGGCUAAGCCUUCGUCUUCAGCACAUGUUCCAGGACACAAAGAAGCAUCUUCUGUGAAAACAUCGGUUACAACAUCAAUUUCAGAGCCUUGGACACAAAGAAGUCUCUACAGGUCACCCAGUGCUUCAGAUAAAGGCAGGGACACACAGCAGAUAAUCCUUCCUCCUUCGCCUGCCAACUCCUCGGAGUCUGAGUGCUCCAGCCCAAGUCCUGUAAUUUUUUUGGAUGAAGAGGGAUACCAAAAAAGUUUAAAAGCAAAACUUGAGCUGCCAGAAAUCCCUGUGACAAAAGAUGAUAUAGAGGAUUCAGACUCAGAAGUGAGCGAAUUUUUUGAUAGCUUUGAUCAAUUUGAUGAACUAGAGCAAACUUUAGAGACUUCUUGUCCAUUUAUGAAAGAUCCUGGCAUGGGGAAGCCAUCACAGAAGAUAGGGCAUAGACAUGAGAAAUCUUGUAUGAAUCCUCAGAAAUUCAAGUUUGAGUGUCCAGCUCUUCCAGCUAAUGUUAGAAAGCCAACUCCACGAAAACCUGAGUCUCCAUUUGGUCACCUGUGUGAUGCUCCAGAUUCCCCUCGUCCAGUGAUGGCGUCAGAAGACAGUGGCUUGUUUAGCCCUAUUCGAGCCUCUGCUUUUAGCCCUCCUGGAACCUGUACUCCUGCUGAAUGUUUUUGCCAAAUGGAUACUGGUAGAGAUAGGAUUCAUGAAAAUCAGGAUCCUUUUUAUUGUACUUAUGAAGAUUAUGCAAAUAAUCUUUCAUGUGAAGUACUAGGCUCAGUUCUUCAUACUCAGUGUGCAAAUGCAGUAUCAGAUAUUAAUAGUAUUAAAAGGGAAGAAAAUUAUACUGUAGCUUUUAAGCCUGUGAGUUCUGAUCAAAAAAGUAAUUGUAAAAAUAAAUCUUCAAUGAUUACAGACAGCGUUCAGAAGUUUGCAGCAGAUCUUGUAGGAAAAAGCUUUGGCAGUGCAUUUAAAGACUUACAGAAAGGAGUUUCUUCAUGUACCAAUGCAUUGUGCCACUUGGCUGUUAAAUUGACAUCAUCUGUUUUUCAAAUGGCAUUUAAUGAACUUAGAAGGCAGUGUGCAUUUUCACUGAAAGAACGAGCCAUUGGUAGCCUGGCUAGUUUUUUGGUGAGUGAAGCCUUAUCAAAUGCCUUGAAAGAUUUGCAGUACGUGAAAAAGCAGAUGUUUACAAACACAGUUGCUAGGUUUGCCGCAGACCUUGCAGAAGAGCUUGUUUUUGAAGGCAUCAUGGAGGUGUGUCAGUUUUCAUGUCCUCCGACACCUGCAUCUCAACAGUGUCCGUCAUUUGACUUUGAAGACAAAGCCGUGAAGUCUUAUGCCAAAGAUUUGUCUGAAUCUGUAAUACAAGAAGCCUUCAUAGAACUGUCACAGACAGACAUGACCUUUACAACGAAGGCAGCAGUUAAUGUUUCUAUGGGUAAUGUCAAGUGUGUGAGUGCAGAAAGUGUAGUGCCGCCUACACAGACUGUCACAUUUUCCUCAUCCCUUAGCCCUCAAGCAGUUAUGAUGACAAAACCAGUACAGGAACAUAAGAAGGAAUACACGGUGCAGCAGGCCUUGUUUUGUACUUCAGGAAUUGUCACUUCUAUACCAGUACCCUUGGCAGGUAGUGCCCUUCUCCCAUAUCAUAUUUCAUCUACUUUGUAUCAGUCCAAAUCUCAUCUCUUAUCAGAGGAUAGUAAAGCAAAUGGUGGUUCUACCCAAGAGCACAUCACCACAGAAAACAGUGAAGAUGAAGUGGAUUGUCUCAGAAAUACCCUUCUACCUUCAGAACUUAACCCAUGUAACCAGAAAGACUUCAAGCCAACCAACGGUGACACUGACAUACAGAGUCCUUCAGAAUUAACUAGUGGCCCUGUGAUUAUUAGCAACUUUUCUGCAGGAAUGGUACAUACAAUAGUCAGUGAGUCCUUAGAGUCCAUAACAACUUUCAAAGCUACAAAACCUGCUGAUGCACAUGCAAAUUAUGUAACUAAAGCAAGGGGAAAAGCCUGUCCUCUUUCCCUUUGUGACCAAGCAGAACCACAACAGAGCAAAGCUAGCAAUAAGGACAUGUUUGCUGAGCAGUUAUCAAAGUCUAUUAUUAAACAUUCCCUGGAUAAAAGCAAAUCAAUGCUUCCAAAUAUAGGUAACAAAACAGUUAGUAAGGAACGCAUGCCUGUUCUUGGGGAAGAAUCACAGUUAAUCUUGGAGGAAUCUCCCAGUGACUUUCCAGAUCACUUACCUCACGGUUCACUCUUGGUCGGAAACCAUUGUGUUCCAGAAUGUAAAGAUUCUGUGGGCUUUGGAUUUUCUUUAGAGACACUGCCACCUUGUCCAAUGAUGACAGGUCAGAAAUCUGACUUGAAGGAACUUGUGAAGGAUAAGCCAGUGAACAGGCAUAAUUUAAAUAACGCUGCACUUGAGCCCUUGUCUUUUGGACAAGAAAACUCUUUCCGUCACUCACAUGCUUUGUCAUCUGCAGUGCUUACUUGUGUGGAUGGUUUGCAUGUAGAAGAUAAACAGAAAAUCAGAGACAGAAAUGUAAUACCUGAUACCCCGCCAUCAACUCCUUUAGUACCAUCUCAGACUAGUUCAGAAUGGGACAUCAAAAAGUUAACCAAAAAGCUCAAGGGGGAGUUAGCCAAAGAAUUUGCACCUGCAACACCACCUUCUACCCCUCACAACUCCUCUCUUGGUAGUUUGUCUGAGAAUGAACAGAAUACUAUAGAAAAAGAAGAGUUCAUGUUGAAACUCAUGCGAUCUCUUUCAGAAGAAGUUGAGAGCAGUGAAGGUGAAGAGCACCCAGAAAUGGAUGUGAAGUCAGAGUACUCAGGGAAGAAAGUUCAGUUUGCAGAAGUAUUAGCUACACAAAUCAUUUCUCUUGCAACUGAAAUGGCAGCCUCUCAUUUAGAUCUUGAAAGCGCUCAAGAAUCCAGGGUUCAAAACCCUCACUUAAAUGUGCAGACUCAAAGAAGUGUGCUAUGUACUUCUUUAAAUCAUUCAGAUGAAAACAUAUCGGCAUGCAGUUUUGCAAGUGAUAUGGUAGCUGAUGUCAUUGCAGAAGCCACGAAAAUUGCAAAAACUAAAAGUUGUACGCUUUUCAGGCAGGAGAGGAACAGUUGUCAUGUUGAUGUUGACCGAGGUAAAGGAGAGAAGCUGAAUGUGGAGAAUGUUGCAUACCCGGGAGAAGUAGAUCAGUUUGUUCUUUCCUUACCAAGUUGUACACCAGGUCUGACAUACAGGUACCCCAGUUGUGAAAGUGUGACUGAUGAAUACGCAGGUCAUGUUAUCCAAGUGCUUAAACAGGAAGGUGGCAAUGAUGAGCUAAUCAUGGACCAGUAUGCCAGUAGACUGGCUUAUCGAUCUGUCAAGUCAGGAGUGCAAGAAGCAGCUAAGACAGUAAAAAUGAAGUGCAGUUCAAAAAUGUUUUCACUGCACAAUUCUCAUGUGAAAAUAAACAAGGAACUGUUGAUGUCCUCAAAUAAAGAGCAUCAUCAGGAAGUAGAUAAAAAAAGACAAAGAAAAAGAAAUGGCAGCCAUCUUUGCAAAUACCAACCAUGUGAACGGACACAGGAUCCAUGUAGAAAUGAACUUUCUGAACUACACAGUUUUUCAGCUUCUCUUGCUAACAUCAUAACAAGAGAUGUGAAGAAACAGCUAACAGCACCUACAGUUGACUUACCACAAUCCUUAACAGAAUCUUGUCUUUUUGAAAAAUCUGGAUGUAUUGACAAGGGUGAGAGUAUUGUGGAACCAGAAUUUUCGAAGUCUCAUCGACCAUUGCAAAACCAUGAAUUCUGCCAGAAUACAGGCAGUUUAAGUGGACAUAGUCAUGGGGAGAAUAUUCAAGCUGUAGAACAGUAUGCUAGAAAAAUAGUGGAUGACACUUUAGAGUUAAGUUUAGGACCUACAGUUUCCCACAUUCCAGAGACCACAGCAUCGGCAGAUAGAAUUACUUAUGCAGAAAAAUUGUCACCACUGUUGAAUGGAGCUUGUAGAUACUGUGACCUUAAGGAACGUCAUGGUUGUGCAAGAAGUCCCUCUCAGCCCCCUUUAAAGCAGAGUGUGUGUGCAAGUGCUAAGUCAGGCUCACAUUCGAAACUUAGUAGCAUCCAUCUGAAAUCGAGAGUCUUUCAUCUUGAUGUGCCUCAGAUUCAUGUUAAUCUUGAUAAAAGGGCAGUGCUUGCAGAGAAGAUAGUUGCUGAAGCUAUUGAAAAAGCAGAAAGAGAGCUGAGCAAUACCAGCCUGGCAGCUGAUAGUGGCAUUGGACAAGAUGGCAUUAGCUUUGCUGAGAGUCUUACCACAGAAAUCAUGACAUCAGCUGUGACAGAUGCGGAGCAUGUUGGUAGCAGUUCAAAAGAAAUGGAAGAUUUUCCAUCAACGGAGUCAUUUGGCAGCCAACAACUGAAUCUCAGUGUUGGUGAGGACAGUACUGGUAGCUGGUCCAACUUAAGUUUUGAGGAUGACCAUCAAGAUGAAAGCAGCAGUUUUCACCAUCUCAGUGAAAGCAGUAAUGGUAACAGCAGUAGCUGGAGCAGUCUUGGUUUAGAAGGAGAUUUGUAUGAGGACAAUUUAUCCUUUCCAACAUCAGACAGUGAUGGACCAGAUGAUGGAGAUGACGGUCAGGAGGAUGGUGUGGAAGAUAUGCAACAGAAUGGAAAGACUAUGCUAAUCAUGAACAUUGACCUGGAACCAGGAGCAGUAGAUCCGCAGCUAAGGAUUAUUCUGCAGUGGCUUGUUGCCUCUGAAGCUGAAGUUGAAGAACUUUAUUUUCAUGACUCUUCAAAGAAGGAAUUUAUAUUACUUUCGAAACAGUUGAAAGAGAAAGGAUGGAGAGUGGGAGAUGUCCUGCAGGCCGUGUUUAAAUACUACGAAGUGCUGGAAAGAGCUUCAAGUGAGGAACGAUGCAAGUCGCUGUUCGAUUGGCUUUUGGAAAAUGCCUAAGGCAAACUCCAGACAGUAUAUUUUAUUGUUUUAGGAAGUAAAGAAACUGAUGUUUAGUAUAUUUAGAAUAAAAUUAAAAUGCAGAAUAUUAACAUUUUAAUUGAAUUGAGAGGAAAGUAAGAAGCCUUUUAAAUGCUUUCUGUCAUCACACUGUAUAUAGUUCAUACUUUUGUAAUCUUUGUCAGAAUAUUCUCUUUACUUAUUCUUCUGUACAUGUCGUUGUGUUGUGAUGCUGAGAAAUGUCUGUGAAGGAGGAUCUAAUCCUGAGGCUGGUGGCGUUGCCCGAUAGCCUUUGUUUGGAUCUACUUAGUGCUGCUGCAAACAGGGCUGAGGUGGCUGGCCUGGCCCAAGUGAUGAUUUUGCUCCUUUAGAAGCAAGUGGCAUCUGACGAUAAUUUAUCUGACAUCAAGGAAGAAAUCAGAGGCUGACAUUUUGUUGUGUUUAUUUCUGAUAAGUUUGUAAUCUUUAUGUACUGUUCUGUCAGAUCAGUUUUAUUUCCAUAGUUCAGCUAUUGGUACUUCUAGAUUUCCUCAGACACUUAAUUCGUUAGCAUACACAUAGUGAUUUAGAAUUCUGUGAACACUGUGAGUGAGUUUCCUUAGCCUUCCAUCAAGUGACGUUAUUUGCUACUGCUGUCAAUCAUCCUGGAAUGAGAAGGAAAGGGGAGAGGGGGAGAGGUGUUAUGAGAGCUGUGCAAGAAUAAACUUUAACCUCUCCACUAGUUUAUUUUCUUUCACUUUAGUGUUUUCUCAGUUAGAAACCCUCUGUUAACAUUAAAUAAAAUGUCUAAAUAUUGUCUGUAAGAAUUUUGUCUUUUUGAUUUAUUCAACAAAUGAAAAUUCAGGUUGUAAAACACAUUGAAAUUUUAAUAAUUAAUGUGGAAAUAUACUCAGAGAAGCCUAAUAAUGAUCUUCAGUUUUGGGUUUUUGAAGAAGACCAAAAAAUCCGUACUUCCCCAAGAAUAAUUUUCUUUUAGCAUAGUAGGUACCCUCCCUGCACAGCGGACCUAACUGUUUUGUGAUGUUCCCUCACAUUGUCUUUGGCCUCCACAUUCCCUACUGUGAUCUGAGGAAAAGCAAGUUGAUGUGAGUGAGAUGACCCAGGCUCCGUCUCAGGUUGUCUGUGAUGUGCAGAUGUUGGUUUUUCUCUCUUAAUGCCUGCCCUCCCCAAGCUCUGACUUUCCUAGAAGCUGCGAUGAAUAGGAGACAGCACCUACGAAGUACUUAGAUGGACCUGAACUAAUAAUUAUGGUGGAGAGAUGUAUUGUGCAGAAAAAGCCUCACCUUUGCUUUACCUCCAGAACUACAUUAUAAACUCUAGUUUUUCUCAGUUUAACAUAGAAACACAAGGCCAACAUUAAACAUACAGUUUUCUAUGUUUUCUCAAAUAUUUUUCAGUUUUGGGAAGUGCAGAGAAAUAUAUCCAGGUGUGCUUUUGUGCAGUUGUGGGCUUAUACUGUACUUGUACAAGGAACUAUCACACUGCACUUAUGUAAUUUGGGUGUUUGUAUUGGUUAGAUUAACAGCAAAACUGAGUUCUAAAUUUCUUUGAAGUGGAAAUGGCUAUAUAUUGGUUUUAUAAAACAGAAACUGCUUUAGGCUUGUUUAUGUUAAUGGUAUAAUCAUUUGAGACAAGCUUCCCCUUAUAGUCCUGUUUCUUUGGCAUUUUGGUGAAGCUGCUCUAUGCCCAGUGUUCUUUCUUUAAAUGCUACCUGCUGCUGACAACAGUCAGAGGUAUUGGCCUGAGUCGUAACAUGAAUAGUGGGACUCACAUUGUGUCUGUUCUGUGCAGGAACACGGAGAAUGGUAGAAGUAUUGGCAGGGCGAGCAGAAGUGUGGGUUGUUUCCCUACAGAAAGUGUUUGCAUGUCGAGCAGUGCCAUGGACCAGGUGCAGUGUAAAGCAGGCUGUUGUGAAGCAUUCCGUGGUUUCCCAGACUUGCUCCAUCCGCUUGCGGGUUCAGUCUUCGGAGCACCUCUGUUGGGGCAGCUCCAUCGCACAGAUCUCUUGACAUAUUUGUAAUGGAGCAUUGUAUACUGCCAUUAUGUACACUUUGCUCCUAAUGAAAUACAUUUUACUGGAAAAUGUUAAACUUGUGAUGUGCAGUGAGCUGAUUCUUGGUUUGCCAAUUUUAAAGGCUUGUUGUGAUGGACAGAAAGAAAGUAAGAGACCCCUGCUGAGGAGCUUCUGGACCGGUCUCACACUGAAUUAGCAAGCGCAUUUGUUUGUGUCCAUUUUUGCCUAAGUUGACUUUAAAUGACAUUUGUAUUUUAUAUGCUAUUAAUGUUGAUUUUGUAAAGUAUCUCCUGAGAAAUGUCACCAGAGAACCACAGAAGACAUGGCAAUAGAGAUGGGCUGGCUCUUUGUGAUGUAAAGCUGACUUCACAGCAGCCUUCAGUGACCACAUAUAGUGUCUUUGUACUUUGAGAAAUGCUUAAUUUAUCCCUGAAGAUGUUUAAUGUGAAUUAAUUCAGUUCUUACUGCUAUAAUUCUGCUUAGCAAAGGGUUUCUGUUGCUGGUAUGGAGGUUUAUGUAUUAAAUGCGCUGUGUAGAGAGUACAGAUACUUGACCCAUUUCACAGCCGGCAGCUUUGACAGUGGUGGUACAUGUUCUCCAUCGUUGAAUCCGGAGCCAUGCGACUGCCUGCUAUUCUCCACAACUACUAUCACCAGUUUCUAAUCAGUGUAUUAUUUUGUAAUUUUUCAGAGAAAUCUUUACACAGAGUUUAAAUAUGUUGAGUCUACACAUGGGUAGGGAAAAUGCUUUCCAUUUAAAACCCUGUCUGCCUGUCACCAGCACUCAAGAAGGAGAGAGUGUCUGAGAAUUGGAAGGGCCGUACUCAAGCGAAGUGCGCUUUUCUCAUUGUCAGCACAGCCCUGUAGGCAUCUCUUGUUUACUGUGCGCCUGCUCUGCACAGGCAGGCGCGGUGCUGGUCACUCCUGCCACUUUAUUUAUUUAUUUUGACCAUCUGUACAUUCCUUCCAUGUAGUUAGUGCUGUUAUUCUUCAAGUUCUUACUUCAGUUUGCUGUACGGUUUGAACACUAUUUAAUGCCAGGCUUAUAUGUUGCUGAAUUCUUGCUGCCUUUGGUUACUUGUGCCGUGUUCAAAGUAAUCCGCAUUCUUGUUCAGUUACUGAAUAUUUAGUAGAAGCGACUUUGAAUAAUUGUGGCCAUUUGUUUGGGUUUGCUCAAUUAGUGCGUUAAGGUCUUAUAAUGUGUAAUAGUAACUCUUCUUUUUGCUCUUGAGUAAUUUAAUGUUCAUUUACCAAAAUAGGAACUUCGAGAUGCAUUUGAGUUUUGUUUUAACAGUGGCUCAGAAAAUGUUUCAGAAAUUACGUUUGUAAUAAUUUGCAAUUAAUUGUUCUUUUCACUUCACUCUGUUCAAGCCUGUGAUCUUUCCUCUUCCAGCUAAGAAUUAUUCAAUAAACUUAAGAAAUGUCAA
Messenger RNA from Myodes glareolus (Bank vole), 9433 nucleotides. NCBI's taxonomy places the organism in Eukaryota, Metazoa, Chordata, Mammalia, Rodentia, Cricetidae. The record is from RefSeq and is a predicted model, not a curated record.